AUGAUCAAAAUGCAACCGUCGCAAGCCCGCAAGAUUCCCUUCAUGGCCCGAAGCCUGGCGUCUCGUGAUCUGAGCAUUGGAAAUAUCGUUACCGCCGUUCAAUGUGCCGCUGGAGAUAGCACAUCCACCCCCUAUAACGGAGUGGAUAAGGUCGCGCUCGAAGCGUUGGGUAUGGAAGUCGCCUGCAACCUCCAGUGUAGUGUCAUGGUUGCGAUACAUUCUUCCGAUGACGGCCAACCUGAGUGGCGUACCGAAGUCCUAGAUCGCAUAAUCCGCCACUUUCGGUACGACCGGUACCUCCGGCUGGACGGCGAUGAGAUCGAAUAUGUCGUUCUAGUUGUGAUCGUAGUUCUCCUGGCAUAUGAAAUCCUCCGCCAACGUUGGGCGAGCCUGAGCGAGGAAGAUCAAGAUUUCAUCGUCAGCGCUUUCACUGAGUUCUUAGAUAACCGGGAUGUAAGAGCCGCCAUAAAGGCUGCGCUCGAUGCCGAACACGAACGGCUGGUGAGGCUUGAUGCCGAUAUGGACGUUCUAAAUGCACUCUUCGUCCUGACCGAUGCGCUCGGGGAAGUGUCGGUGAGGAUCGAGGCGCAGGACCAGGAUCAUGAUGGGCCUAUCGUUGCCAUGGCUGAGCAACAUCGAGCCGGCGGAGCUAGCGCCAUAGUGCUCGACGAUCCACUGCCCUUUAGCAGCGGUCUUGCACAUGGAGACGACUCGCCAUCCCCAUCCUCGUCGCCUAUCAUUAGCGCAUCCUCUGCUGACCCUGCCCAAUCCCUCUCUCCAUCCUUUACAGCGUAUUACCGAGAUGUCCAAGCGCAAUUCUUCCUCAAGCCUGGCUGCUCACUCGAUUUCGACUUCGUCACCUCCGCGAAUCUUCGAGGCGAUACUCUCACCGUAGAGACUUGCAUUGGGCUGCGCAUGCGCGUGGAAGAGGAGGUAACUGUGUCCAACAAAUCAGGUGACUUGGAUAGAGUGACGGUGCAAGCGUCAGAGACUGGGGGCUGUGUGCUGUCAGCGACUAUCAUUAUCCCGCCCGGACAUGCGUACUCUUUCGGGGACAUCGUAUCGGUAGAGGAAGAAACGGAACUCCCUGAAUGGACGAAAGUGGAGACGACCAAGGCAACCGUUUGGAUCGGGAAUGGCUCGUAUAGUAUUCAGCGCAGCACGAGCGGGACGCUGAUCACUGUCACCAAUGUCUACCAUUAG
Molecule: messenger RNA, 1203 nt
Organism: Trematosphaeria pertusa
Lineage: Eukaryota; Fungi; Ascomycota; Dothideomycetes; Pleosporales; Trematosphaeriaceae
Exons: 1
Coding region: 1-1203 (400 amino acids)
Source: RefSeq, a predicted model, not a curated record